UAAAUUAGUCAAAAUAUUUGAAAACAUUUUCAAAAUUUUUCUACAAUUUUAUACAGAAAUGAUUAUCAAGAAUCAGGUAGUCGCAAAAUUUGAUCAUGGGCAAAAAUUUAUCAGAUCCGGUAUCAUUUUUGAAAGAUUUCUUAGCUGGCGGAGUAUCUGCGGCCGUUGCUAAAACUGCAGUCGCUCCGAUUGAGCGCGUAAAGUUACUACUACAGGUUCAGGAAGUAUCUAAGCAGAUUCCUGAAGAGCAGCGUUACAAAGGCAUUGUAGAUUGCUUUGUACGUUUGCCUAAGGAGCAAGGAUUCGCAUCCUAUUGGCGUGGCAAUUUGGCUAAUGUCAUUCGAUAUUUUCCAACGCAAGCGUUAAAUUUUGCUUUCAAAGAUAAAUACAAGCAGAUAUUUCUGGGCGGCGUCAAUAAGCACGAACAGUUUUGGCGUUUUUUUAUUGGCAAUUUAGCUUCGGGCGGAGCUGCUGGAGCUACAUCCUUGCUUAUUGUAUACCCGUUAGAUUUUGCUCGUACCCGUCUCGCCGCGGAUGUGGGUAAAGGGCAAACUCGCCAAUUUCAUGGUCUGGGUGAUUGUAUAAUGAAAGUCUUCAAAAGUGAUGGUUUUGUUGGCCUAUAUCGCGGUUUUAAUGUUUCCGUACAAGGUAUUAUUAUAUACCGUGCCACAUAUUUUGGUUUCUAUGAUACCUGUCGUGAUUUUCUACCGAAUCCUAAGGAGACGCCAUUCUACAUUAGUUGGGCAAUUGCCCAAGUAGUUACAACGAUUGCAGGCAUUACAUCGUACCCUUUUGAUACGGUUCGUCGACGCAUGAUGAUGCAAUCGGGUUUAAAAAAAGAAGAAAUGCUUUAUAAGAAUACAAUGCAUUGUUGGUACACCAUCCAUCAGACGGAAGGAUUAAGAGCAUUCUUUAAAGGUGCCUUCUCUAAUAUAUUACGUGGUACAGGUGCUGCUCUUGUCCUAGCUUUCUACGAUGAAAUACAAAAAUAUAUUUAA
This is a messenger RNA of Glossina fuscipes, 998 nucleotides long. Its product is annotated as ADP,ATP carrier protein 2-like. The record is from RefSeq and is a predicted model, not a curated record. Gene Ontology annotation, molecular function: ATP:ADP antiporter activity. Gene Ontology annotation, cellular component: mitochondrial inner membrane. Bases 96 to 998 code for a protein of 300 amino acids. NCBI's taxonomy places the organism in Eukaryota, Metazoa, Arthropoda, Insecta, Diptera, Glossinidae. Gene Ontology annotation, biological process: mitochondrial ATP transmembrane transport; mitochondrial ADP transmembrane transport. The transcript is spliced from 4 exons.